Quercus robur (English oak) is the source of this 3387-nucleotide messenger RNA. RefSeq names its product helicase sen1-like. Gene Ontology annotation, molecular function: helicase activity. The transcript has 8 exons. The record is from RefSeq and is a predicted model, not a curated record. The coding region runs from base 174 to 3080 and encodes 968 amino acids. NCBI's taxonomy places the organism in Eukaryota, Viridiplantae, Streptophyta, Magnoliopsida, Fagales, Fagaceae.
AGGAAAAUGUAAUGGAAACUCUUAUAAGCCAAAAGCAUGUUAGGAAUAUCUCACUUUUUCUUCCAAGUUGGUUCCGUCGAUGCUAAGCAAACCUUCAUGAUCUCUAUUUUUAAAGGGUGUGUGACAUUUUGGCCAUUGACUGACUAUACAGAAGAGAAGAAGGAACUGACAGAAUGGAGAAGACUGCGGUGAAGAAGAAAGAAGUUCCAGGUCGACGCUUAGUAGAUUUGGUACUCUCUUGGUCUAUCGAAGAUGUUCGCAAUGAAGAUCUUUACAAAAACCAGGUGAGACAGAUCCCACUUAAAUUUUCCUCAACAACAGAAUACAUGAAUUCAUUCACUUAUCCACUUAUUGAGGAAACACAUGCUGACUUGUUAUCAAGCAUGUCAACACUGCAUCUAGCGCCUAGUUGUGAAAUAUCGUCAUUCAAACAAACCAAGGAUUUUAAACCACCCAAAGACUUUUUUUACCUUGUUACACUUAAAAGUGUGAGUGGAUUACAGAAGAAUGGAGGAUAUGAACCUAUGGUUGGAGACAUCAUUGCCUUGACAAAUGUAAGACCAAAAUACAAUGAUUUAGACAGACCCAACAGAGCCUUUCUUGUUGCUUUUGUUCAAAAGGUGAAAGACGACAAUAUUCUUACAAUAUUAGCCUCAAAGCCCAUCUUGGCUCUAGAACAAGAGAAGAAGAAGAGGGAAACUUUUUAUGCUAUUUGCCUGAUAAACAUGACCACAAAUAUCCGUAUAUGGAGAGCAUUGAACUCUCAGCUGGAAGGAAAAAACUUAGAUAUCAUUGAAAAAGUGCUGCAACCAAACUCUGCAGUAGCAAAAAUUUGUACUUCGUGCAAUUCUGAAAACAAUUGCAGUACUACCUAUGCAGAUGUGAGGUCCAGAAUCUGCUCCUCUGAUUUAAAUGACUCCCAGAAAGCUGCAGUUCUUAGCUGUUUGGAAACUAGGAAAUGCAAUCAUCAGAAUACUGUCAAACUAAUAUGGGGUCCGCCGGGAACUGGGAAAACCAAGACAGUUGGUUAUUUACUAUUAUAUCUACUUAGAAUGAAAUGCAGAACUCUUACUUGUGCCCCGACGAAUACUGCAGUUUUGGAAGUGACCCAGCGGCUUCUAAAGAAUGUGACAGACUCACUUGAAUAUGAUACUUAUGGGCUUGGAGAUAUACUUUUAUUUGGAAAUGGGGAGCGGAUGAAGAUUGGUGAUCGUCAUGACCUUCUUGAUGUAUUCCUUGAUAACCGAGUUACUAUACUAUAUGAAUGCCUUCUUUCAUCAACAGGCUGGAAAGAUACUUUACUAUCAAUGAUUACUUUGCUCAACGAACCUAAACAACAAUAUCAUUUUUACCUGAAAAAUAGAAGAGUGGAAGACCUUGAGGAGAAUAUAAAUGAAGGAAAAUCUAAAAAUAAAGAAAUAGAUAGGAAUCAAGGGAAGGAGGCUGAUGAUCAAUCCGCCAAAGACAAGAAGAGCAAGAAAAAUCUGAAGAAAGUUAUCACUCAAACCUUAAAUGAAAACAAAAACAAGAAAAGACAGAAACAGAAGGUGCCUUCGUGGAAUGAAAAGGGCUUAGAGCAUGAGGAAAAACAAAGGGAGGAUAGUUCUUCCCAAGAAAAGAAAAAUGAAGGACAGGUAGCCAAUGAAUGUGAUAACCCUUUGACAUUUGUGGAGUUCGUACAGAAGAGAUUCAAAUGCAUUUCAAAACGUCUGACAUUUUUUAUGGAAAAUUUAUAUACACACUUACCUACUUCUUUUAUUUCAUUAGAAAUGGUAAAGAAGAUGAUCAAAGCUCUUGAUCUUCUCAAAUCUCUUGAAACUUUGUUGGGUGCUGUUAGUGUUACUGAUAAAGGGUUCUUAGAGAAAGUCUUCAGAAAAAAUGUAGGAAGCGGACUUGGUCACUUAAGGGAGUUGAGUAUUGUGAAAAAUGAGUGCCUUCUUAUCCUCAGAUCACUUCCUCAAAAAUUCCAUGUUCCAAAUUUUGAAAGCGAGUAUGCUAUAAAAAAAUUCUGCCUGCAAAAUUCUUGUCUGAUUUUCUGCACUGUAUCAAGCUCUGCUAAAGUGCAUGAAGUAAAGACUGAUUUGGAACUACUGGUUAUAGAUGAAGCUGCUCAGCUUAAGGAAUGUGAAUCAACCAUUCCUUUACAACUUCCUGGCCUCCGCCAUGCUAUUCUCAUUGGGGAUGAACGUCAACUGCCUGCGAUGGUUCAAAGCAAGAUUUCUGAGGAAGCUGAAAUUGGAAGAAGUUUGUUCCAGAGGCUGGUAUUGAUAGGACACAAGAAAGACCUUCUUAAUGUCCAGCAUAGGAUGCAUCCAUCCAUAAGCUUAUUCCCAAAUAGGAUGUUCUAUGAAAAUCAUAUUUUGGAUGGCCACAAUGUCAAAGGAAGAAGCUACGAGAGGCAUUUCCUUCAGGGGAAGAUGUAUGGCUCCUACUCUUUUAUAAAUGUAGCACAUGGAAAAGAGGAAUUCGAUAACAGCCAUAGUCUGAAAAAUAUGGCUGAGGCGGCUGUGGCAUCUGAGAUAGUUUCAAGCCUUUUCAAAGAAUCAGUUCGCACAAAGAAGAAGGUUAGAGUUGGUAUCAUCUCACCAUACAAGGCUCAAGUUUUUGCAAUUGGAGAGACGGUGAAGAAGUACAAUGCAGAUUCUAAUGAUGACUUCUCCAUUAGUGUUCGCUCUGUUGAUGGGUUCCAGGGUGGUGAGGAGGAUGUGAUAAUUAUCUCUACUGUCAGAUGUAAUAAGAACGGAAUAGUUGGUUUUCUUAAAAAUCAUCAAAGAACAAACGUGGCACUAACGCGUGCAAGGUAUUGCCUUUGGAUAUUGGGAAAUGAAGCAACUUUAACUAAGAAGAACACUAUUUGGAAGAAAUUAGUCAAUGAUGCCAAGAAACGGAAGUGUUUCUACAAUUUCAAUGAAGACAAGGGUUUGGCUGAUCCUGUAUUGUCCCUUUCAAAACCGUUAGCUUCACUCAGUCUGAGGGAUGAGUCAGAAUCAUCAUCUACAACUAAUAGAAUUAAUUCAAAGCACACAACUGGGAGAAGUGUUGUUACAGAUAAAUGGGUAAGAAUUCUGCCUGAUGACUAAUCAGACUUUCAGAUAGUGGAGACCUCUAGAGAAUCCACAAGAAUGGUUUCGCAGGAGGAGAGGAGUUGCUGUGCACAAGAAAGACACAAAAUGGCUUAUGCAGUCUCUUACUUAUUACGAGGUUUUUAGUUUGCAAAGAUACAUGUUAUAAUCAGUACACAAAACUCUUACUGGCAGUUGAGUAAUUAAGUACACUUGUUUAAAGACAAAUGCCUUUGAGAGGGCGGAAAAAACAAAACAAAUUGUUUAAGCAAAAUGUAAAAAUGGUGUGAAUAUAUUCAGGAAGUUUCAGUUGGUUGUUAUAAUA